Molecule: messenger RNA, 846 nt
Organism: Penicillium atrosanguineum
Lineage: Eukaryota; Fungi; Ascomycota; Eurotiomycetes; Eurotiales; Aspergillaceae
Product: TMEM53 family protein
Exons: 1
Coding region: 1-846 (281 amino acids)
Source: RefSeq, a predicted model, not a curated record
AUGGCCUCAGUGCCCGACCCUUUAGCGCCUUUUGCUAAGAUAGGACCUUCUGUCUAUCUGCAGGAUCCAGCAGACUCGAUCAGCCAUGACAGUCAGCCGUUGAUUUUCAUUGCGUUCUGGAUGAACGCGCCGCCGCGUGCCCUCGCCAAGUACGUGGUUGAGUAUAGACGCAUGAUGCCUUCAUCUCGGAUUGUCUUCAUGCGCAGCUCAUCAAACGACUUUUUCUGGGGAUCGAAUGCACGCGCACAGCAAGCCAGAGUUGCACCGGCAGUGGAAGCACUCCGCACGUUGGCCCCUGAAAGUCCCGUGUUUAUGCAUCUAUUCUCGAACGGCGGACUGUCAAACACCACCAACCUGCUACAAGCAUACUUCAAAGCAACGGGAAAACCACUACCUAUCUCUUCAACGAUCAUCGAUAGUGCUCCGGGGACUGCGACUAUCGCAGCUGCCAUGAGAGCCUUCUCUUUUGCGCUUCCGCAGAUGUGGAUCCUGCGGUUGAUUAGCAAGAGUUUUUUAUGGCUCUCUUUGAUUCUGGUCAAGGUAGUUCAGACUAUCAGGAGAUCUCCUGGCCCUAUCGGCCUUGCUCGCAAGGUGAUUAAUGAUACCUCCUUGGUGAAGGCUGUCAACCCCAAGGGUGUGCCCACUCGCUGCUACAUAUAUUCGGACGCAGAUGAGCUGGUGGACUUUCAUGACGUGGAGAUGCAUGCAUCUGAGUCGGAAGCGUGCGGGUGGAUAGUGCACCGUGAACUAUUCAAGGGGACGCCCCACGUUGGCCAUAUGAGAGCUGAGCCGGAUCGAUAUUGGGGAAUCGUCAAGUCGUAUUUAGAACCCAGCCUUGAGGCAUGA